Messenger RNA from Acanthopagrus latus (yellowfin seabream), 6034 nucleotides. Its product is annotated as histone demethylase UTY-like. Gene Ontology annotation, cellular component: MLL3/4 complex. Gene Ontology annotation, biological process: regulation of gene expression; heart development. The record is from RefSeq and is a predicted model, not a curated record. Bases 293 to 4801 code for a protein of 1502 amino acids. The transcript has 30 exons. NCBI's taxonomy places the organism in Eukaryota, Metazoa, Chordata, Actinopteri, Spariformes, Sparidae. Gene Ontology annotation, molecular function: chromatin DNA binding; protein binding; histone H3K27me2/H3K27me3 demethylase activity.
AAUUAUAACAACUUUAUCUUCGCGGCCGAAACGCAUUUUAUUGUCAAAUACUCACAUCUUGGAUAUUGUAUUCAGUUAUUCGCAUUCAAACAGCGGAACAGUUUCACUUUGUGAUGAAAAAUGUGACGUUUGAGGAGCUACCCGGAGAGCGCUUCUGUCCCCCCGAAAGGAUUUACUAUAUCGAAUCGCAUCUUUUCAUCCUGGAAAAAAAGUUUUUCAUCAUUUUGUUUUCUUCAGUUUUUCUUUUUUGAUUCGGCGGAGCAAACCGUUUGUCCCCGUGUCGCGAUUUUCCAUGCAAUCGUGCGGUGUGUCGGUCGCCGUUGCUGCCUGCGCUGCUGCUCGGAGUCUCGGCUCGGCUUCUUCUGGUGGUGAUGAGGGAAAGAAAAUGGCGGCGGGAAAAGCGAGUGAAACAGAGGAGGACUUUCCGACACUGACAGCCCAGGAGAGGGACAGUUUGGUCGGGAUCGACAGCUCACUGUUUGGAUUUCAGAAGCUUCAUGAAGAUGGCGCCAGAACGAAGGCCCUGUUGAUGAAGGCUGUUCGCUGCUACGAUUCGCUCAUCCUUAAGGCCGAGGGCAAAGUGGAGCCAGAGUUGUUCUGUCAGCUUGGCCACUUUAACCUCCUUUUGGAGGAUUACCCGAAAGCAUUAUCGGCAUACCAGAGGUACUACAGUUUACAGUCAGACUACUGGAAGAAUGCUGCCUUUCUGUAUGGCCUGGGAAUGGUCUACUUCCACUAUAAUGCCUUUCAGUGGGCGAUCAAAGCAUUCCAGGAGGUGCUGUACAUCGACCCAGGGUUCUCCCGGGCCAAGGAGAUCCACCUCCGCCUGGGUCUCAUGUUCAAGGUCAACACAGACUAUGAGUCAAGCUUAAAGCAUUUUCAGCUGGCUUUGAUUGACUCCAACCCCUGCACUUUGUCCAAAGCUGAAAUUCAGUUCCACAUUGCUCAUUUGUAUGAGAUUCAGAAGAGAUACCGGGCUGCCAAGGAGGCCUACGAGAGCCUCCUGCAGACGGAGGAUCUUCCUGCACAGGUGAAGGCCACUACCCUGCAGCAGCUAGGCUGGAUGCAUCACACAGUGGAACAGCUCGGGGACAGAGCCAGCAGGGACAGCUAUGCCAUCCAGUGUCUGCAGAAAUCUCUGGAGGCCGACCCAAACUCUGGACAGUCCUGGUACUUCCUUGGCAGGUGCUACUCUAGUAUUGGGAAGGUCCAGGACGCAUUCAUCUCUUAUCGGCAAUCCAUUGACAAAUCAGAGGCCAGUGCGGAUACCUGGUGCUCUAUAGGGGUGUUGUACCAGCAGCAGAACCAGCCCAUGGACGCUCUGCAGGCCUACAUCUGCGCCGUGCAGCUGGACCACAGCCACGCCGCCGCCUGGAUGGAUCUGGGCACGCUGUAUGAGUCGUGCAACCAGCCGCACGACGCCAUCAAGUGCUACAUCAACGCCACACGCAGCAAAGGCUGCACCAACACCACGGCACUUGCCCACCGCAUCAAAUGCCUGCAGGCUCAGUUGAGUAACCCCCAGCUCAGUAGCCUACAGAGUAAAAGUAAAAUGCUCCCUCUUAUUGAGGAGGCAUGGAGUCUGCCAAUCCCAGCUGAGCUAACCUCCAGGCAGGGAGGCCUGAGCAGUGCACCACAGCAGGCUUGUAAGCCCAAUCACAGUGCAGAGGGCGGAGGCUCGGGUCAGUCUCUGCCUCCUCACGUGGGCUCACUGGGCCAAGCCGAGGACCAGUCCUGCCCAACCAAGAGGAAGAGAGCCUCCAGCCCUGCCAAGGGCGAUUCAUGGGCCAGUAACUCAGCACAGCAGCCAGUUCCCAACUGGUACCUCUCCCCGCAGAAACUACAGGUGCUGGAACAGUUGCGGAGUAACCGGGCCAGCCUGAAGCCCCCACAGCUUCAGAUGUUGGGGCAGCUUGAGGCUCAGCUCGCCAUGAUGCAGCAGCACCAGCACCAGAUGAGACAGAAUGCCUCAGGAGGUCAGGUGCGCCUCUCCCUGCCCAACGGCCCCACCACCAACUCCCUCCCCUCCCCAAACCCCAGCCUCCACCCCACCCGGCCCCUCCUUGGACCCCAUCGGCCCCUCUGCCCACCUCAGCCGCUGGCCAACGGGCCCAUGGGCCCUGGGCCACACGGACACUCAGAAUCCCUCCCCGUGGGUAGUAACAGUAGUAGUAAUAAUCAGUCAGGGCCCACGGCCACAGGACCCAACGGAGACGUGCCUUAUCUGCAAGCUGCCGGCAGCGGCGACGCAGCACUGCUACCUCACACCUGCACAAGCACGCAAACACAGGACACCACACCGCGCCAGGCCCUGCACCUAAACUCCUCUCAGGGGCUUCAGAAGGGAUCUGUUCCACAUGCGACGGGCUCCAAUACUGAGGGGACCCUCUCUCACCCCCAGACACCCAACUCCACCGCCCCUGUUCACCCCAACAAUCAGGUUGGACAUUCCACUAAUGCCCCAUCGCCACGGCAGCAGGCUCACAACCAUCUCCCAUCGCCACCCUCCCUGCCCCCCUCCUCUACCUCAGGUGGAGCAGCAGCUGGUGCGUCCGCUACCAAAGAUAGUAACACCGCAGCCGCCCUCGCCACGGCAGCCGCCGCCCUCGGCAAUGGGGGCUCUGAGAGCAAGGUGCCGUCGCCGUUGCCAUCAGCUGAUGGCAAAACGCCGCAGGCAGAUGGCUUGGCCAAUCACGUACACUCUGGGGAUGGUGGCAAGGCGGCAGAGGGCGGCGAAAAGCAGAGCCUUAGCGCAGACAAUCCUAGACUAUCUGCCCUGCUGGCAGGGGGGAAGGGCCCCGAGGAGGGUGAGGGACCGUCAGAAGGGACUGCGUCCACAGCAUCUGCCACACCCGAGUCCCACAAGAAAGUCAACAACAUCCACCCGGCCGCCCUGCCCUCCACCCCCCAUGCACAGGGCAGCUCAGCUGCCUCGUCGCCCAUCUCUGCCAUGUCCACCGCCACACCCUCGCCCAAAUCCUCAGAACACACCCAAACAGGCGCCCAUAGUCCCUCUGCCACCGCCACCACCACCAACAACAACAACACCACCAACAACAACAACACCACCACCACCACCACCACCACCACGACCCCCACCACAACCACUGCACCUGCUGUGAACGGUAACGGCAAAGGAGGCAUCUCUGAGGACUCUCAAAGCCCACUAAAGGCUGAGCCGCCCACCGUCACCAGUCUUAAAGCUACGCCCCCACACGGACACAGCUCCUCCUCAUCGUCAUCGUCGUCAUCUUCAAUAUCCAUCUACCCCAGCUCCACAGACGUGCUGAAGGCCUGCAGGAAUCUGGGGAGGAACGGUCUCUCCAACAGCAGCAUCCUCCUCGAUAAGUGCCCCCCGCCCCGGCUGCCCCCUCCUCCCUCACCAGCCCUGCCCAAAGACAAGCUGAACCCUCCUACACCCAGCAUCUAUCUAGAGAACAAGAGGGAUGCUUUCUUCCCCCCUCUGCACCAGUUCUGCACAAACCCCUCCAACCCUGUCACUGUCAUCAGAGGACUGGCUGGAGCACUCAAACUGGACUUGGGCCUGUUCUCCACUAAGACGUUGGUAGAGGCCAACCCGGAGCACCUGGUGGAGGUCUGGACUCAGCUCUCUCAGCCCGCUGAUGAGAACUGGGACCCAACAGGCAUCAAGAAGAUGUGGCGCUGCGAAAGCGCUCGCGCCCACACCACCAUCGCCAAAUAUGCCCAGUAUCAGGCUGCUUCCUUCCAGGAGUCCCUACGGGAGGAAAAUGAGAAGAAGGCACUAAAGGAGCCCUCGGACACAGAGCCAGCGUCAGCAGAGAGUGUUGCCCGCAAAAGAAGGGGCCCCUUAAAGCACAUCAAGUUUGGAACCAAUAUCGACGUGUCGGACGAAAGGAAGUGGAAACAACAACUCCAGGAGCUCAGUAAACUACCAGCCUUCGCCCGAGUUGUUUCCGCAGGCAACCUGCUCAGCCACGUGGGCCACACCAUCCUGGGUAUGAACACCGUUCAGCUCUACAUGAAGGUCCCCGGGAGCAGGAUACCAGGUCACCAAGAACACAAUAACUUCUGCGCCGUCAACAUCAACAUCGGACCAGGAGACUGUGAAUGGUUUGCAGUACCAGAGCCCUACUGGGGAGUGAUGAGCAACUUCUGUGAAAAGAACAACAUCAACUUCCUGAUGGGCUCGUGGUGGCCCAACCUGGAGGACCUGUACGAGGCGGACGUGCCCGUCUACCGGUUUAUCCAGCGUCCAGGCGACCUGGUGUGGCUCAACACCGGCACUGUCCACUGGGUGCAGGCCAUCGGCUGGUGCAACAACAUCGCCUGGAACGUAGGACCUCUCACCGCCCACCAGUACAAGCUGGCUGUGGAGCGUUACGAAUGGAAUAAGCUCCAGAGCGUCAAGUCCAUGGUUCCCAUGGUGCACCUCUCCUGGAACAUGGCACGCAACAUCAAAGUGUCCGACCACAAGCUGUUCGAGAUGAUCAAGUACUGCUUGCUGCGGACAUUGAAGCAGUGCCAGUGGGUGAAGGAGGCUUUGGCGUCAGCCGGCAAGGAAACGGUGCUGAGGCCGAGGACAAGGGACGAGCCGGCCCACUACUGCACCAUCUGUGAGGUGGAGGUGUUCAACCUGCUCUUCGUGCGUCGUGAGCUCCUGUCCAAGAAGCAGUACGUGGUCCACUGCCAGGACUGUGCCAGGAAAGGCAGCGCCACGCUGGACGACUUUGUGGUGCUGGAGCAGCACCGGAUGGACGACCUGAUGCAGGUCUACGACCAGUUCACAUUAGCCCCUCCUCUUCAUUCAUCUUCAUCUUGACAUUAGGUGACACCUCUUUUUUCUUCUUCUGCUGAGGAGCCAUGAAGCCCGUUCACAGGAACUUGUAUUAAGAUGAAAACAAACAAAAAAACAGAACAAACAUCUACAUACGCGGACCAUUUCUGAUAUUCAGGAAAGCCAAGGCCGUCUCCCCACCCCUCACCACAUGGCUGGUCUCCAUAGCGACGGCUGGAGGCUGAGUCGGCCGAGUGUGUCUGUCUAUGCAACCUGUUUUGAAGUGCUGGAGCCUUGCCCUUCCAGGGGGGGGCGCCAUCGAGCUCGCUAACAGGACUUCUUUUUCCUCUCCUUUUCCCUCCCAGCCCCCUCUAGUGACAAUGGUUCCGCCCUGUUUUAAUGGAGGACUUAAUCAAAAACGGUUGGGAACAGAGGGAGGAGUGGGAUUCUUAAUGCGUGAUAAAAAAUGUUUUGUAGAUACUUGUUAACUGUCACAACUGGCAACACCACCCGUAAAAGACUACUGACUUGACAACCUUCUCUCUCUCUCUCUCCCCUCUUUCCCUCUCCCUGAUUUUCUUUUUCUAUUCUGGUAACAGGAUGAAAUCGUUGGCUUUUUCUUUCUUGAAUCCCCCCCCCACCACCCCAAACUCUUCUUCUGAUUUCCCUCUAAGGAGCACUAGCCUAACUGGUCUUUUUUCUAUGGUAGAUAGUAAUUUUAAGACUCUUUCGACAGCAAAAUCUCCAAAAAAAUUUCGUAAUGUGAAGAGUUUAGGUGAUUAUCUCUUUUCUUUGCUUUCUUUCUUUCUUCUUCUUUUUUUAUUUUACAUUAGGUUUUAUCUUUGUCUCGUUCUUUUUCAAAACUAUGAUGUUUUGUUUGUUUCUUAGUUAAAAAAAAAUGGAAAAAUUAAAAAAAAAAAAAAACUUACUAGCCAAGUCACAAAGAGAAUGGGUUGCACAUAGACUUAUGAAAAAAAGUUUAAUUUGUGAUUAUUUUUUUUGUUGCGUUUUGUUUCUAAUCUUGAUGUAAAUUUACACUAUUUAUAAAUACAUAUUUAUUGCUUGAAAAUAUUUGUUGAUGGAAUGCUGUUAUUUUUUCCAGAGUACCUGCCAUUAAAUUUGAAGGAGUUUUGUCAUUUUAACACGACUCCUCUUACAUUUUCUAUAUAUAAAUAAAAUUGCUUAGCAAGCAUUGUACAGAAAAACGGACAUUUAAAAUUGUUUUAUUGUUUGAAGAAUGUUUUAUGAUGAGUCAAUAAACACAAAGUUGUCAAAUUA